GAGUCGGGACCUUGAGGAUGUGUGCCAUUCUUCGAGUGUUUGGAUCGUCGUUUUCUUGGUGAUCGAUGGCGGAGGCGAACGGAGCGGCAGCGGUCGCAGCAGGUGGGGAUCAGAAGGCGGCCUUCCUCCAGAUCUAUGUUCAACUUAAGGAGCAUCUGCUGCGGGAUCCCGCCUUUGACUACACCGACGAGUCCCGCGAAUGGAUCGAGAAGAUGCUGGACUACAACGUACCUGGAGGCAAGUUGAACCGAGGAUUAUCUGUCGUAGAUAGCUACAAGUUGCUUAAACCAGGAAACCAACUCACUGACACUGAGUUCUUUCUUGGUGGUGUCCUUGGAUGGUGCAUUGAAUGGCUUCAAGCAUAUUUCCUAGUCCUUGAUGAUAUUAUGGAUAGCUCAGUUACCAGGCGUGGUCAACCUUGUUGGUUUAGGGUUCCUAAGGUUGGUCUUAUUGCUGCAAAUGAUGGAAUCUUACUGCGCAAUCACAUUCCUCGAAUACUUAAAAAGUAUUUUAAGGGAAAGCCUUACUAUGUUGAUCUCCUUGAUCUGUUUAAUGAGGUUGAGUUUCAGACAGCUUCAGGACAGUUGUUGGAUCUCAUUACAACCCAUGAGGGAGAAAAUAGCCUAUCAAAAUACAAUAUCACUGUUUACAAUCGCAUUGUGCAGUACAAAACUGCAUAUUAUUCCUUCUAUCUUCCAGUUGCAUGCGCAUUGCUAUUGGCAGGCCAAAACUUGGACAACUUUCUCCAAGUGAAAGACAUUCUUAUUGAAAUGGGAACGUAUUUCCAAAUACAGGAUGAUUACCUGGAUUGCUUUGGUCAUCCAGAUGUAAUUGGUAAGAUUGGAACUGAUAUUCAGGACUUCAAGUGCUCUUGGCUUGUAGUGCAAGCCCUAAAAGUUGCUAAUGAGAGUCAACUGAAGAUUCUGUCGGACAACUACGGGAAAACUGAUCCAACGUGUGUUGAAAAAGUGAAAAGCCUUUACAAAGACCUUAACCUGGAGAAACUAUUUGCUGAGUAUGAGCGGACUAGUUACGAAAAACUGAUAUCUUCUAUUGAAGCCCAGCCAAGCAAAGAAGUGCAGCAUGUGUUGAAGUCGUUCCUCGAAAAAAUCUACAAGAGGCAGAAGUAAUCUAUCAAGGAUUCUUAUUUGUACUAGUAUUACGAAGGAAACAAUUUAGCUUGCCUGGUUUUUAAUUUGAUCGAGUGAAAAAUAAUCUACCAUCCCUGUCUAUCAUUCUGAGCUAUCAUAAAUGUAUUAGGGCUUUUAUCA
Molecule: messenger RNA, 1271 nt
Organism: Zingiber officinale
Lineage: Eukaryota; Viridiplantae; Streptophyta; Magnoliopsida; Zingiberales; Zingiberaceae
Product: farnesyl pyrophosphate synthase 1-like
Exons: 12
Coding region: 66-1130 (354 amino acids)
Biological process (GO): trans, trans-farnesyl diphosphate biosynthetic process
Cellular component (GO): cytoplasm
Molecular function (GO): (2E,6E)-farnesyl diphosphate synthase activity; dimethylallyltranstransferase activity
Source: RefSeq, a predicted model, not a curated record